Messenger RNA from Penicillium samsonianum, 687 nucleotides. Its product is annotated as HPP family protein. NCBI's taxonomy places the organism in Eukaryota, Fungi, Ascomycota, Eurotiomycetes, Eurotiales, Aspergillaceae. Bases 1 to 687 code for a protein of 228 amino acids. The transcript is spliced from 2 exons. The record is from RefSeq and is a predicted model, not a curated record.
AUGGCCCCUUCACGUCUCGCUCGUCUUCCCCGGUGGAUCAGCCACUGGCUUGGCUAUCGCCCGGAAGCCGUAAAGCCACUCUCUACGUACGAAGUCGCUCUAUGGUCCUUCAUAACCUCAUUCUGCGGUCUAUCAGUCGUACAAGCAAUUUUCAACUAUUCCGACUACUUCAUCGAGCGCAAUGUACCGGGUAUAAUCGCAUCCUAUGGUGCAUCCGCAGUCCUCGUCUUCGGCGCAAUCGAAAGCCCGCUCGCGCAACCACGCGCUCUAGUUUUCGGCCACUUCUUCAGUGCCUUGGUCGGCAUCUGCGUCACUAAAUUGUUUAGUCUGAUGCCCGACCAGGAGCGCUUCGAGUCCCUGCGCUGGCUGGCCGCUUCACUCUCAACGGCUAUUGCUAUUGUCGUUAUGCAGUUGACGGGUACUACCCACCCGCCUGCUGGUGCGACUGCUUUGCUCCCGGCUACCAAUGAGGAGAUUUGGCGCCUUUCUUGGUACUACUUGCCUGUAGUCCUCCUGUCUUCGGUUAUGCUGUUGGUGUGUGCGCUGCUGUUCAAUAAUUUGCAUCGCCGGUAUCCGGCAUUUUGGAUCGCGCCUACUCCGCCAAAGCCGGCUGCACCUCCUGCUCCGGUGCUGGCGCCUGUUGAUAUUUCCUCGGACGAGGAGAAGACAGGGAAGAGUCCUGUUUGA